Molecule: messenger RNA, 1040 nt
Organism: Tricharina praecox
Lineage: Eukaryota; Fungi; Ascomycota; Pezizomycetes; Pezizales; Pyronemataceae
Exons: 1
Coding region: 335-958 (207 amino acids)
Source: RefSeq, a predicted model, not a curated record
AGGUGGUACUUGGGUUACAAAGUCCCGUUGGCGUCGGAGUGUACUACGGUAGAGUAUGUACUCGUGCUCGCCGUGAUGUCGACAGAGUUGCUGCUUGCUGCUGCUGCUGCUGCUAUUACUCCAUGCAUUUCGUGAUUUCGCGAUUUCGUGAUAGCCAUCGGAGCCAAAGAACAUUCUGCAUGAUUGUAGUAGUCUCACCUCCGACCCACUUCCCCAUCCACGCCCCCCGCGCCGCCUAUCUGCCGUCGUCUCCCGCUUCUGCCGCCACGGCCGCCUAUCACCUCAGAGCUGUGGGUCGAUGCUCUGGGAAGCAGUUAUCUGUGUGAUCUGAGGAAUGCAAUCCAGGCGGCAACCUGCAAGUCGUCUUCGUGCCUCCGCUCCGCUGCUCCAUGUAUGUCGAGUACUCUACACCGCAAUAACCAUGCUGCCACUGCUCGAGUUUAGCUCGAACCGAGUAACAGUUACCAGCCUCUGCUCACUAGUCUCCAAGCACUCUGGGAGCCUUCUCGGCGGGUUGCCCCUACUUCAUCCCCUGCUGCCAAUUCCUCGGAGCUUGACAUCCCUCCCUGGCCUGCCUGCCAGCAUCCCCCUACCCGCCCUCCUCGUCCUUGUUCUCGACCUCUUCCGCCUCCCACUCCAAGCCGGUGCUAUCGGUACUCUACAUUCCCACUCCGAAAGAGAGACAGAGGCGAGACUCGGAAGACAGAGACUGAAAGAGACUGAGACACAGACAGAGACAGAGCAAGAAGAAGAGAGAAGUCUCCCCACCGCGCUCGUCCUCACCUUCGAAUCCUCCCACCGGCCUAAACCACCCCCCACUCCUCUUUGCCACUCGAAGUCGCCAUUGCCAUCUAUCUCCAUAAUUACAUACUCUACAUACCUCCUACUCUGCGCGCUUCGCUCACCAGCCAACCAGCCUCUCUGGCGAAUUUGCCUGUCCCGGUUGAAGUCGAGGUAGAGUACCGACUCUCACAUACUGCCGUAUACAUCGGUCCCCUACGCGCACAAACACAGCGGUCGUCUUACAUAGUGCUCACAUA